Ectocarpus sp. CCAP 1310/34 is the source of this 1759-nucleotide messenger RNA. The record is from the annotation of a GenBank genome assembly. Lineage: Eukaryota; Phaeophyceae; Ectocarpales; Ectocarpaceae.
AUGGAUAUGCGGGGAGAGAAGUGCUUCCUGGCCCCGAUGGAUAGGCGGGGUAUCACGGGAGUUGUUGGCCGUGGCUGCCUUCUACCAAGAGCGGGAAGGGGGCAGCGAACAUCAAGGCGCGUGGGGUACCGCGUGCACUCUACAUCAUCAGCUGGCGGGGCCCGGAAAUACGUAGCUGUGGGAUGGUGGAGUUCAAAGACACGAGAAAGCCGUCGUGUGCCUGUCUGCUACACCGCUACACCGAGGAACGUCGGGACGCCGAGGGACGUCGGGUGUGGGCGGGUGGGGAGGGAAGCAAAACGGACCAGCCGCGCGGUGGAUUUCCGCGGGCACUAGUUUAUCUUCAUUUUGGUUGGUACCGGAAUGUGUUUUUUUUUUUUUUCUGAUUCUUUUGUAUGUGGCGUUUAGCAGUAAAGGGCGAUAACUUGUAUUGCACGUGAAUAGUCGCAAGUGAGGCGCUGUUGCGGACUUGCAUAGAUCGCUGUGAAUUGCUUGUUGAAAUCCAUGGGUGUUUCUGCCGCCACAUGCUCGAGUUUCACGCGUCACCGCUUGUUUUGUGUUCCCUGUGUGGCCUGUGUGGUUGCAGAAUAAGGGAGGGUGGCGCCGUGCGUGGGUUUUUUGUUUUGGAGAGUGUAAUGCUCAGAGAGUUUUGCGCCCGGCCUGUAGAUAUUCUGCAAUGUGACAGAGUUAUGGUCGUCCACUCAGGUCGUCCACUCAUGAUUGAGGUGGAACUAUUUCGGUCUUGCAGUUGUUGGAUGACGGAGGGCGUUGCCUCUUGGAUGUUGUUGGACUCUCUUUACGGGAGGAGUUUGGUCAUGUUUCCACGAUGUUGCAUGUACCAUGUGUCUGAUUUGUUGAUUGAAUGCUGGACGAUCGCCACGUGUAUGUGCUUCUAGGCAACCAAGUGACUGAGUAGUCUGGUGAAUAAGACCAUGUAACGAGUAAGGAUACGCCGGGAGUUCGAAUCUCACCAGGCGUCGCCUUUGUUCAAGGAAUGAAGAAAGGAAAGCGCCUUUCCGAGAAGGGGAAAGCGACGCGCGUUGUUUGGCACACUAGAGAGGGCGUAUGAAGUCGUCCCCAACUACUAGGCAUGUGUUGCGUAAGGAAGGGCAUACGGCGUGUAGACUAUCAGUGUUGUUCGAGGAGCGGACAAUGGAUAUCAGGUGCAUUGUAGGUGGCUAUUUUGGCCAAGUUUGUCGUACGACCUCACCAGAAAGGUAGGGGUGUGGUUGAUGAUUUGUUUUUGUGCUGCCCAGAGAGGACCUUGUCGAGGCAGCCGAGCGUGGCGUAGAGAGCGAGCCGGGGGCGGUGGUAGAUAUUGUCUUGCCUUGAUGUUGCAGUACGGCCGUUGGAAUCUUUCGUGAUAUGAACGGCGUGAAGGCCUUGAGAUUUGUAAGGGGUUUUGAUCCGAUGGCGGGUUUCCCCUUGUUUCUGAUUUGCGUUGUUUUAGGUGCUUUUCGGAUGUACUCUUCGACGCACGAGUGGUGGUUAUUCACUGGCGUAAAGAACCAAGGGAGGGUGUUCGUGCGUGGAGGUAGAUUAGUCGGAUUGUACCAAAUCACUGGCGGUUUCGUGUACCGCAGAUGGGAUUGCCUUGAGGGCGGCUAGGAGAGACCUUGAGAUACGAGUUGCGGGGCCCCUUGCCGACUGGCUUCGGGCCUGGCACUCUUCCUCCCUCCUUCUCCCUCAUGUCCCCCUACGAUAAUACAUGCCGUUUACAACAAUCUUUGGACUCUGGAGGUCACACAACAAGGGCAUA